Solea senegalensis (Senegalese sole) is the source of this 3293-nucleotide messenger RNA. Its product is annotated as protein phosphatase 1 regulatory subunit 1B-like. Gene Ontology annotation, biological process: intracellular signal transduction. Lineage: Eukaryota; Metazoa; Chordata; Actinopteri; Pleuronectiformes; Soleidae. Gene Ontology annotation, molecular function: protein phosphatase inhibitor activity. Bases 244 to 777 code for a protein of 177 amino acids. The transcript has 5 exons. The record is from RefSeq and is a predicted model, not a curated record. Gene Ontology annotation, cellular component: cytoplasm.
GAGAGAGAGAGAGAGAGAGAGAGAUGACAAACACAACUCAAGAGUCCAGAGAUCUGCUGGGGAAGAGGGAAGCUGCUGAUGAAUUACAGCUAAAUGAUAGAAUUGUUUGAAAAAUACAACCAGUUUGUGGCGACACAGAGAUUCAUAGCGACAGAUUACAGGGACAGGUUUGAAACGGACCUGACUCCGCGUCUGUGCAUCUGUGCGCGCGGCUGCCGAGGGUGACCGGGUUGGGUCUGAGCCAUGGACCCGCUGCUGCCCAUGGAGAGCGAGCGAGACGCGGACAAGGACGCGAAGAGGAAGAUCCAGUUCUCGGUGCCGUCCGCCGUGCCCACUCAGCUGGACCCACGGCAGGUGGAGAUGAUUCGACGGCGAAGGCCGACACCAGCUACGCUCUUCAGAAUGACAGAUCCACCUUCACCAGAGGAAGACUCCAGCCCACACCAGUGGGUUAUAGGAGAAAAUGGAGCCUUGAAAGCCAAACUGGUUCACGCGUCCACCUACCAGCCGCCCUCACUCAAAGCUGUGCAGAGGAUGGCUCAGGCUCACCUGGCCUCCCUGGCCUCUCUGGACAUGACCUCUGUGGACAAAGAGGACUCCUCCUCUGGAGAGGAAGAGAAAGACGCUGAGAGAAAGAUCCAGCAGCAGACAGACUCAGCGACAGAUCUAAGUGGAGAAAAACAACCACUCAGAGAUCAAUGUCCCCUGUCAGACAUAUCAUCAGUACGUUCUGAUCACAGCUGCCGUCACCACGGAGACGAAGGGGAGGCCAAAUGAAGAGAGGAUGGAAAGGGAGCUUGACAAAGGAAGACUGUUCUGACUGAGUGUUGCUGUUAGGGAGGAUGCAACCUGCACAGCACAUGUGUGUGUGAGUGUGUGUAUGUGACUGUGUACAUGCAUGUUAGGAAAACCUGAAUGUGGGAAAAGAGGAGAGGGGGAAUAGUCAGGCUUUGAGAAAAGUCAGGAGGGUAUUAAGCUGCUGUGAAGAAGAGUUUAUAUGAAAUCAUCUCUCAGUUGGGAAAAGACUAAAUUCCUGUUGGCGAAGGAUAUUGCACUGGAGAUCUGCCAGGAAUUGCGGGAUUUCUCUCGAGCAAAAAAAAAAAAGAGCUGCUGUCAGUGAAAUACUUCAGUCAAAUUCUCUAUAUCGCUGACUUAGAGUGGACUCUCUGUCUUAAGGCUCUGGCAGUAAAUGUUCAGAGAAACGUUUUAUUCAAUCAGGAGUCCACAAAGAGGCAGUUCCUCCUCCCUGCUCAGGAGGUUUAGGCUGUUUCUCAGUAAUAAAUCCCCACAACCACCGUAUGUGUUCACAAGGUGAUGUCAGUAAGACGGAGAGGAAUGCUAAUGGCAGCAAGACACAGGAAGUUAGCCAGGAGAAAUGUACAAUGGGCAGGAUUGUGUGUGUGUGUGUGUGUUUUUGAUCAAUAAUUCCAUAAUAACCUUUCAGCUUCAUGUAAAUCAAACGAUCUGCAAGAGAAAAACAUUUCUGCACCUCCUCUGGGCUCUGUUUACAACCUCACGACUAAAUCUUCAGUGUCGUCACAGGGCAGCACAUCGAGUGACUGAACACUCUGACCAAUCAUAGAGCAGUUCUCAGAGAAACACACACACACCGAGUGAGAGAGUUCCACGACAUCAGCUCUGCAUACAGAUUGCGUCUGGAGCUGGAUGCACCAAUAAGACUUCCUAUGCUGCAAAGAAACCUAAACAAAAAGGACAGCGUCUAAAAGAGAGUCACACAAUAAACACACGGAAGUGUGCCAACAUCAGCAGAGCAGAGAUUUAUAUGUGAAGAGAGAGUUGUGUAGGAAACAUGUCCGUUUUAUGGCAGUUUUCCACUACCUAGUCCUGGCACGGCGCAACUUUUUUCCCUUGUCCAUUAGUGAUAGAACCUGGUACCUGGUACUAUUUUAAGUACCUGUUCUUGCGAGGUUCCUAGCGAGCUGAGCCAAUACGAUGUGUUAAAAAUCAAACCGAACAAUGCCGAACUGUAGAUGAGUUAAAAAGACUUAAAAAUCCUAGACAUGCAUUAAUCAAAUCAACAUUUACCAAAGGAAAUGUCUAAAAUCUCAAUAUUCAACAGAGGAGCCUGGUGUAUUUAGCGACAGCGGUGCCGAGCGGCGAGCCACAUCGCAAACCCUGCCGCUGUAUUUCAGUUCAGUGACCGUGUCAGACGAAGUCGUGCAGGAAGUGCUGAGCAAAUCUUUUUGAUUAACUGAUGCUAAUGAUCCAGUACACUGAAAAAAACUUGCUUUACAAGUCACUGGUUUCAUGCAGAACAUGCUGUGAUGAACAUGCUGUGAUGAACAUGCUGUGAUGACCCCUACCCACACUGAGGAGGUACGAUAGUAAUGGAAAGCCAACUAAACCGCGUAGAGUCCAGCCACACCUUGCCGUGCUGGAACCAUGUAGUGAAAAAGUGCCAUUACAGCAUCAAUACCAAAAUGUGACUAUUUUAAUAACCUGCAAAGAAAAACUCAACAUCAGCUUUUUUUUUCGUCCACCAGAGGUUUAACUGUAUGUUUUAAAGUUCAACAAGAAUCAAAACAUCUCCAUGUUUUCUGACUCGUCUUUCCUUUUGAAAAAACAUCAAUGUAUGUAGAGACAAAUCCAGAAUUGCCAUCAUGUGCCAAGUAAACUUAUCCUGCAGGCCAAGAUCCAACUAAUGCAAACGGGGGAAAAAAAAACAGAACAUCAUCCACUUGUUUAUACUGUCUGAAUAACGUACAGCUACAUUUAUCAUGGCAGCGUGGAGUCGCUUCAGCGGGAGAAGCAGAGUUAUUUGAGGGACAGAAUGAGGUUAUUGUUUUGUGUUGCAUCUCAUGCAGAAAUCAUGCACAACAUGGGCUCCAAUGAAACACAAUACUUAAUUAUACACUACAACCUGAUGUUUUACAGUGUUCAGGGGUACAAAGACAAACCAGGCGCAUCAAAUCAUACCACAGGUCACACUGCGGUGUUUCUCUCAGUUUACUUUUUCUCAACAAGGUGUUUUCAUGUGCAAGGUCAGGGGGAGGAUGUGUUACAGAUUCCUCCAUUGUGGUCACAGCCAUUAGAAGACGUAAAUCUAAACUAAAUGAUAUCACCAUAAUACAACUAAUCAUGAGAACGCAGCACAGUUGUUUUGGUUUCUUGUAGUGAACAUGUUUUUUUGUUACAUGACGAGCAGGCAUGAUCACAGAGAAGCAGACUGAAGAAAGAACAAUCAUUGUAUUGAUGAGGAUGAAGGUUUAUUCAUGACCCCGUGUAUAAAUUCUGUUUUGUGUUGGUUGCUAAUAAAACAGUCAUAAUGAGCA